GUCCGUGGGCAUUCGGCUUAGGAGAAGGAAGAGAGCUCUCCAAUGCUACAACCACAGAGGGACUCUGCAGAACAAUGGAGUGCCAUUCCAGCUUAGAGAAUGUGGAUGAAGAUGGAUACACUCAGUUAAACUUCCACUCUCGGGUCACCAACAGAACACAUGUGUUACCACAGAAAGGAACCCAGCGUACUGCACCCCCUUGUUGGCGUCUCAUUGCUGUGAUUUUCGGAGUCCUGUGUUUGGUGAUACUGGUGGUAGCAGUGGUCCUGGCUGCUCUGACUUUUCAGAGAUCCAAUUCAGGCAGCCAGCCAUUGGAGAAUGACAACUUCCCAUCAAGAAAUAAAGAGAAUCACAAUCAACCCACAAAGUCAUCUUUAGAAGAGAAAGUGGCUCCUACCAAGGCUCUCAAAACCACAGGGUUUUUCCCCAGUUCUUGUCCCCCUAACUGGAUCAUGCAUGAGACAAGCUGUUAUUUAUUCAGCACGUCUCUAGAUUCCUGGAAUGAAAGUAGGAGACGAUGCUCUCAGCUGGACUCCAAUCUCCUGAAGAUAGACAGCUCAAAAGAACUGGGAUUCAUAAACAGAGAAGUGUCUUCCCAAGCUGCCCACUCAUUUUGGAUAGGGCUUUCUCGUUCCCAAAGUGAGGAACCAUGGCUCUGGGAGGAUGGAUCGAUGUUCUCUCCUCACCUAUUUGAAGUCAGAAGCACAGCUACGCAGGAAAACUCAUCGCACAAUUGUGCUUGGAUUCACAUGUCAGUCGUGUACGAUCAGCUCUGCCACGUGCCCUCUUACAGUAUCUGUGAGAAGAAGCUGUCUCUGUAGCGAGGGUGGCAGAGAGAGGUGGGCGAGAUAGGAAGGAGGGCAGAGAACAGCACAGAACAGAGCGCUAUCAAUGGCCAAAAUAGAUGCUGACAUUUCAUUUGGCUUUGACCUGGUACUCACCUGGAUGUCCUUGGUGUUUCAAAGCAGACUUCAUCUCCAGCUCUCCCAGACUUGGUUUUCAUCCUCAGAAAGUGUCAUCCAAUACACCCCUCUGUUCCCAUGAGUUUUUUCUUCAUUUCCAGUAGUAUAGAGCAGACGUGGGUAGAAGGCAGAAUAUGCUUCUCAGCAAUGCAAUGAAGGAAUCUAAGAGAAGGGAAACCACAGCUUCACCCCAGUCGGAGUUUCUCGUUACGUUCAUCAACAUCAGCAUCAACAAAGCGGAAAUUCCUACUUUUUCUCAAUUAAAUAACCCAGAGAAUGUGCCCGUCCGGUCUCUGAC
Messenger RNA from Ochotona princeps (American pika), 1260 nucleotides. RefSeq names its product C-type lectin domain containing 7A (gene CLEC7A). The transcript is spliced from 6 exons. Gene Ontology annotation, molecular function: pattern recognition receptor activity; (1->3)-beta-D-glucan binding. Gene Ontology annotation, cellular component: cell surface. Gene Ontology annotation, biological process: positive regulation of phagocytosis; positive regulation of wound healing; detection of fungus. Bases 75 to 821 code for a protein of 248 amino acids. NCBI's taxonomy places the organism in Eukaryota, Metazoa, Chordata, Mammalia, Lagomorpha, Ochotonidae. The record is from RefSeq and is a predicted model, not a curated record.